Molecule: messenger RNA, 3846 nt
Organism: Thunnus maccoyii (southern bluefin tuna)
Lineage: Eukaryota; Metazoa; Chordata; Actinopteri; Scombriformes; Scombridae
Product: stonustoxin subunit beta-like
Exons: 4
Coding region: 68-2218 (716 amino acids)
Molecular function (GO): protein binding
Source: RefSeq, a predicted model, not a curated record
CAGACUGGAAGCUCCAGUUAGAAGUUAAGAAGACUCUGAUCUACACAACUACACCAGAUUCGAAAAUAUGUCUUUUGACAUCAUGGCAGUAGCUGCGCUGGGUCGACCCUUCACCUUAGGGAUGCUCUAUGAUGCUCGGCAGGAUAAACUGAUCCCAGGUUUCAACUUGUGGGAUAAAACAACUAUAGAAGAGAACACAGUGGAAACCUCUCUGCCCAGCAGUGAGUUUCAUAUUAUGACAUCUGACUCCAUUGAAUCCAAGUCUUCUCUGCUGGACGUUGAUACUUCCUUGAAGGCCAGUUUCCUGAGUGGACUUAUCGAAGUUGGAGGAUCUGCCAAGUAUCUGAAUGAUCAGAAGAAAUUCAAGAACCAGAGCAGAGUGACGUUUCAGUACAAAGCUACCACCACCGUCAAGCAGUUGUCGAUGACUCCUCUCAGAACCAUGGAAACGCAACAAACAGAUCUUAUUGAGAAGGGCCUUGCAACACAUGUAGUUACAGGCAUCCAGUAUGGAGCAAAUGCUUUCUUUGUAUUUGACAGUGAGAAGUUAGAUGCUAGCAGCGUUCAGAACAUCCAGGGCAGCAUGGAAGCUGUGAUAAAGAAGAUUCCAUCAUUUAAUAUUGAUGGGCAUGUUGACAUCAAGCUGACUGAUGAAGAAAAAGUCCUGACAAACAAAUUCUCCUGCAAAUUCUAUGGGGACUUCAUUCUUGAAAACAUCCCUACAACAUUUGAAGAUGCAGUGAAGACCUAUGUAGAGCUUCCAAAGAUACCGGGAGAAAACGGAGAACAUGCUGCUCCACUGAAGGUCUGGCUGAUGCCACUGAAGAAUUUGGAUUUCAGAUGUGCUCAGCUGAAGAGUGAGAUCAUUGUUACUGAGAUCAGCGUGGUACUAGUGAGGAAAGCUGAAGAUGCUCUGGAAGGUAUUAGGGAGAUAGAAAUGAGAUGCAACGAUUCUCUGGCAGACAGAGUGUCAGAGUGUUUUCCACAGAUUUGCAAAAUGCUGAGCAGUUUCCAAAAACUGUGUAAUUAUUACACAUCUGCGCUCCAACAGGACAUCAAGAGAACACUUCUCUCCAUCCGUGAAGGCAAAGAAGAUGAGAGCUCAUUAGAAAACCUCUUAAAAGACAGAGACAGGUCACCAUUCAGUCAGGAAAAGCUAAGCAAGUGGAUGGAUCACAAGGAGAGAGAAAUCUCUGUCAUUAGGUUCUGUGUAGACAUGAUGGAGGGAAUUAACACAAAGAUUGUCAAAAAUCAGUCAGAGUUGGAUAGAGAGGUUCUCAAUCAAGGUGUAGAGAAUACUCUGUGCUUUGUUUUCACCUCUGUGGAAAGUGCUGACCCCUGCCUUGAUGCGAUGACCAACUACCUGGAUUGCCCUAAAUCGACAAGUACCAAUGAAGACCACUGGUACUUCUCAGAUGAAGUGACAUCCAAAAUGAGAGAAAAAGUCAAAGCUUUCCAUGAUGUUGUCAAAACCAUGAAGAACAGCAGCAGUGUCUGUUUCCUUGCAACAACCACAGCAAAUAUCAAAUAUGAAGGAGCAACCAUCUACCACUACAAGGAGGGCAAACUGGUCACUGAUGACUUUUCACCUGCGGGGGGCAACCUGCUCACUGGUUGUUUUCCAAAGCCUGACGUCCCCUCUGUGGAGUCUAUCACAGACAGAGGAGCUUUACUCCAUUAUGCCUGUAAUCUCUCCCUGGACCCAAACACGGCAAGCAACUGGCUCAUUCUGUCUGAGGGAAACAAAAAGGCGACCUGUACAGAAUGGCAGACAUAUCCUGAUCACCCAGAGAGGUUUGAUCAACAACCCCAGGUUUUGUGCAGAGAGGGGCUUACUGGGCGCCAUUACUGGGAGGUAGAGUGGAGUAAAUGCGCUAAGAAUUAUGUUGGUGUGGCAGUAACAUACAAAAGAAUUGGAAGGAAAGGAAACAAAUGUGAUAGUUGUCUUGGAUCUAAUAAGAUAUCCUGGUAUUUUGGCGAGAAUCAGGGGCUCUCUGCAUGGCAUAACGGUCAAGUGUGGUGUGGUUCUGUUCCCUGUACUGGCUGCAAAAAAGUUGGAGUGUAUCUGGACUGCCCUGCUGGCACACUGUCCUUCUACGAUGUCUCCUGUAACACACUGAGUCACCUCUACACCUUCCGCACUCAGUUCACAGAGCCUCUUUACCCCGGUUUCUGGAUUUGGCACUACACCAACUAUGCUGCCCUGUGUCCAUUUUAGAAAGAACCAUUUUGCACACGGUGUUUGUUUGCAAUAUAGUCAGUCAAUCACAAAAAUAUGAAGUCCUACAGUUUUACUUAAGUGUUCAAUAACAAAACUGAUAGGCGAGCGGAGCGGUUUCAGAUACUGUUUUUUUUUUCUUUACAACUUUAUUGAUGAACCAACAUUUACUUUGGUCUAGAUGCUGGUGUUCUAGUGGGGUUGAUUACUGUAUAUUGGACCUUUAAGGUCUGGUUAGGUUUAAGCACAAAAACCACUUGGUCAGGUUUAAGGACAGAUCAUGGUUUGGGUUAAAAUGAUCAAUUUGUUAAGGUUUGAGAAACAUAUGGUGUGGGUUAAAGUUAUUAUUUCCUUAAAGUUAGGUGACCUUCAUCAUCAUGACUACAAUUAUAACCUCGGGGUUAAGGUUAGGAGACGAUCGUAGUUAUAUACAUAUAUAUAUUUUUUAACACUGGACACUUGCGGUUAAACAGCAGUCUCCUAUGGCAAAGUCAACAGUUGAGUUAGCUAACAUGAUUUUCUUUUUUUGCUUUUACCUUAUUAAAACUUAACGUUAACAUCUUCAUUUAGGCUUGAAUAAUUGCAUUUAAAUCUUUUUUUAAUCUUGGAGUCAUCUCACAAUACUGGUGUGUGAAUAUUCUUUGUUUAUGUUUCCAAGUUAACCUUUUCUUUGUCUGUGUAGUAGCUACAUGGUAUAUAACAUUAUGUCACCAUAAUGGCUUCUACAGAAUAUACUGUAUCUGAUUAUGUUUUAGAGAAACAUGCUGCAGGCUACAUGUGGUUUAACUGUCUUCUAAUUCUUUUGUUUUGUGAGGACAUAUAUGAGGAUACUGAAUAUUUGCUACAUUACACAAUUAGCUCCUGCAAGCACUUACUGGGGUAUCUGCUAAUAUAUAAUAGUGAUUAAGGUAGAACAUUGGGUAGCUUAAGUGCCUGUAGCUUAACAUUAGAAUUGUUCAUUUAUCUUUAUCUAAAUUUACAAGAGGUUUCAUUUGUGCUUGUGAAGUUGGGGAAGAGGAAGGAAAGGAGGGAGGAGGUGUUUCUUUUCUUCAUUUUCAAACAUGUUAGGACACUAAGUAACUCAAGUGUCUCCUCUUCAAUUUAGAAGUUGUUCUUUUUGUUGAAUUUCAGAUUUUAAUGAACACCAUUCACUCACUAAGGACAUUAGUGGUGAACGGUGACAAAGUUUUGUCUUUUGUUUUUUAAGAUUCAGAUGUUGCUGUUUUGUUUUUCAUGCACAAAAAAAAAAAUAAAAAAGGAAAAAGAUUUUUUAAAAAAUACAUACAUUUAAAUAAUCAACAAUUAUUGACAAAGUGAUGAUUCCAGUUUUAUGUUGUGAUCUUUCUCUUCGUCUAACACAAGUAUAAUGAACCACUCAGGAAACUUCUGCUGGUCUUUGUUUUUCUGGUUGUGGCUCUGGACAUUCUGCUCUGAGUCCAACCAAGAGUCCAUUUAAUCUCUGUGGUGUUCUGAGGAGACAGUAACAACAUUGUCUUUAACUUGUUAGGUGUUGAGAAUGUUGCUGAUGUUUACAGAGCUGAAGUUCUCCUGGAUUGUGAUUUCUGUAACACCUGUUGGACAUCUCUCUACUUGAGUAAAAUAUUCAAUAAAGUGGAGUCCUGAGUUGA